Molecule: messenger RNA, 2061 nt
Organism: Lasiosphaeria miniovina
Lineage: Eukaryota; Fungi; Ascomycota; Sordariomycetes; Sordariales; Lasiosphaeriaceae
Product: putative adipose-regulatory protein-domain-containing protein
Exons: 2
Coding region: 210-1778 (522 amino acids)
Biological process (GO): lipid storage; lipid droplet organization
Cellular component (GO): endoplasmic reticulum membrane
Source: RefSeq, a predicted model, not a curated record
UCGAUUUCGAUUUCGAUUUCGGUUUCGAUUUCGAUUUCGAUUCCGAUUUCGAUUUCGAUUCCGAUUUCGAUUUCGAUUUCGAUUUCGAUUUCGAUUUCGGUUUCGGUUUCGGUUUCGGUUUCGAUUUCGAUUUCGGCUCCGGCUCCGGUCUUGGGUCUGAUUUUGCUUCUUAUACACGGCGAGGCUAUGCGGCAGCUGUGCGCAGCAGAAUGGACCCGUUGGAACAAUUCCAGGCUAAUGCCCUCGCCAUCACAGCAUACCUCUACAGCCAUGCCCGCGCCGCCAUAACGGGCUCUCCCGCAUUCAUAUCAGCUCACUUUUCGGCCUUCAAACAGCACCUGGUCUGGGUCAGGCACAAUGGCGGUUCUAGGCUCCAGGAAAUCCUGCGAGCCAUUGCCACGUUUGUCCUAUUCUUGGUAUACUCUAGCAGAGCCAAGCAGGGUCUCAUCAUCCUUGCGUUGGCCGUGCCCACCAUAUUCAUUCAGACGAUCCUUAUGUUUACCUUGGGUACAGUCGGCUACGUUAUGAUGUACAACCGCGUUGUCCCGGACGUUGUGGCCAGAGUACCUGUCUAUCUGCAAUACGGGUACGGGCGCAACCCCUUUGGUGUGGCCCGCAUCACGAACGUCAAGACCAGACAGGCGUACGACAUCUCCGUGUCGCUGACUCUCCCCCGGUCUCCGCCAAACCUCGAACUCGGCAACUUUAUGGUUACGCUUGAGAUGCUGGGCGAGUCGUCGCCGCUCCCGAAGGCCGCCAUGCCUAUCACUGCCUACACCCCAGAGAGCGCGCUCAAGAGCUCCACCGACCUCCACCGGACAGCCCUCAUGGCCGACCGCCCGGUCCUCUUCUUCUCGGCCCGUCCCGCUCUGAUCCCCUACUGGAACAAAUACGUGUCGUUCGCCUCCCGGAUGCUGUUCUUUCCGUACCACGCCCUCUUUGACACGGACAAGAAAAAGAUAGUGAUCCCCAUGGCCGAGAAUAUCUACUUCCGGAGCCACUCGUCGGUCCCGACGAGGAUCCUCGUCGAGGUCCAGGCCGGCCAAAGGCUGCAAGUCUACGCUGCCGAGGUGAAGAUUACGGCGCGCCUGUCCGGGCUGGUGUGGUUCAUGUACUACUUCAGGCUGGCGACAUUUUUGGCCAUGCUGACUAGUUUCUUGACCUUGUCGUCGAUGGUCUCUGCGCUCAUACUCCUGGCCACUAUGUUCUGGUGGUCUUGGUCCCAGGAUCCUCCCGGAGGCGGCGGCGGCGGCGGCGGUGGUGGUGGAAACAACGGCAGCGGAAACAACGGUGAGAACAACGACGGCGGCAAUAACGACGGCGGGGGUGACCUAGAGACGCCCUCGGCGACGCCGAGCCUAUCCGACACUAGACUUACGCGCACCACCACGGAUAACCAGACGAUCCCCGCUACGGAUAACCAGCCACCUUCCACUACGGACAACCAGCCGCCGCCCGAUAAAUUCGACUGGGCGCCCCCCGAUGAUGACGAAGACGAGGUAAAAAGCGAGAUCAAGUCGGAGGAAGAAGGCGAGGGCACCUCCUCAGUACUUCCCCCCGAGCUGCCGGCUGUGGCGCCCGGGGCCGAGGCUGACGACGAGGACGGCUCCGAGGAGGACCCCGUCAAGGAAGAGGAGCAGGAGUCCAUCUACACCCCCCACAUACCUCACGCGAGCCAAACGAUUGAUUCGGGCAUCGGCGAGAGCAAUAGCAGCCAAACAAGCUACAUAGGCGCCCAGACGGGAGCCAAGCUCUCUGCGUCCAGUGGUGGCGCCUAGCAGCGAGGACCGAUGGUCAAAUAGCUGUAGCGGACGAUGCGGACGGUGCGGACGGCGUUUUUAAGCAGAUUUGCCACUGGCUUCACGGCUGUAUAUACCCCUUUCCGAAUCAUGGGCUUUUCAUGUAUUUGUUUUCGACUCUUUUAGAAGGUGGACUUGGACAGCGGUAAACAUGAUAAAAUUAUCUUGUUUUCUCGCAAAGAUGUGUCUAUUUGUUUUGCGUCCCAUCACGCUGUGCUCUGCUCCCACGGUAUUAAUCAGUUCACAGUUACAGGUAUAGUAC